UUUAAAGAAAGCCUUUGUAGGCAGGGGAAGAGAAACCAAGACUUCCGAAUUAAAGAUCAAGCUUCCGUUUUCCAUCAAGAAACAUAUCAGGAAGACUUAUUCGCUGCGAUGACAGAAGGAAUGGCAUCUCAAAGUGUUGAGAAGGGCCCGAGGUACCCUACAAUGCAGUAUCCUAAAGGAAAAGCUCCAUUCAUGAAAAGGAGCAUGCACCAUAACUCCACACUGGCCAGUUUUGGAUAUAUGAAAGAGUGCAUAGGUGAAUAUGUGUAUAAUGACAUCCGAGAUAAUUCACAAGUUAGAGUUCACGUCGGGAAAAACUAUGGGAACAAAAGGAAGUCAGAUGAGGAUGAGGCAAAUGCUGAUGAUAUUGUUCCACUACUGAUGCGGAGUGCACGUCGUACAAGAAUUGAUAUAGGGAAGUUUUUGCCUCAGAGAAACGAUAGAAGAAAAAGUUAACUCAUGUGGCGUGGCGAUUUGAAGAGGAUAUAUACCUUUUCUAGCUAGAUGAAGUAGGUUUGUAUCCGAAUGGAUCAGUGGGAAUCAAGCUCCUGCACAAUUUGUUCCAAGACAUCUUCCUUGGUAGUGUGGAUUCAACACAAUGGGAACUUGGUAAAGAGAAGGUUGCGGGUGAGAAGAUGAUGGAGAAGAGGAAGGAGAUAGUGCAAAGUGAUGAUAUUGUUGACCCUCCUCCAGUGAAAACAACCAAAGAUUACCUUGAGAAGAUCAAGAGGGCCUGUGAAGUUGAAGGAUGUGACUGAUGAUAGUGGAGAGGAGACCGAGGCUGCUAAGAUGGAAGAAGAAGGAUCACUGGUCUUGAGGGAGAUGUGGGACAAUUGAAGAUGGACUCUAUGAAUUCAAACUUUCGAGUGCAACUGAAUAUGCUAGGGACUCAAGUGAAGGAGAUUGAGAAGAAAGUCACUGUUCUUGAGGGAGAUGUGGGACAAUUGAAAAAAGCUGAAGAGACUAAAACAAGUAAGAAGGGGAAGGAAGUGAAGCAUGGGAGUUCUAUGAAGAUAGGGCCGACUGCUAAUGAUGAGUAAUCUA
Capsella rubella is the source of this 1044-nucleotide messenger RNA. RefSeq lists its product as uncharacterized. The coding region runs from base 109 to 456 and encodes 115 amino acids. The record is from RefSeq and is a predicted model, not a curated record. The transcript has 3 exons. Lineage: Eukaryota; Viridiplantae; Streptophyta; Magnoliopsida; Brassicales; Brassicaceae.